This is a messenger RNA of Triplophysa rosa, 3691 nucleotides long. RefSeq names its product tudor domain containing 7 a (gene tdrd7a). Bases 41 to 3250 code for a protein of 1069 amino acids. Lineage: Eukaryota; Metazoa; Chordata; Actinopteri; Cypriniformes; Nemacheilidae. The transcript is spliced from 18 exons. The record is from RefSeq and is a predicted model, not a curated record.
GCGUGUUCUACGCGAAUUAGUAAGACAAAGAAAAAACAGGAUGAGUGACCUUGAGUUGGUGAAGAAGAUGCUGCGUGCUGUUCUUCAGAGCAGUAAACACGGCGUGGCCAUGGCCCGUCUCCAGGGAGAUUACCGUGCGCUGACUGGCGAAAUGAUUCCUCACUGGAAAUUUGGACAUGCCUCUCUGGAAAGAUUUCUGUGCAGUAUUCCCAGUGUGGUGCGGCUGGAACGCUCUAAUACUGGAGAGGUCAUGUGCUUUGCUGGUGUGUGUGAGGAGACUGCACAUAUCGCACAGCUGGUUUCCAGGCAGAAAGAUGCAAAGAAGUCCAGCUGUUCUAAAUUACUGCACUGCCAAAUGAGAACAAAGUCUUCCUCUCUGUUUUCACCUAAUGUUAUACCUCGCUCAUCUCUGCGGCAGCCGGUCAACAUGAGUCAUCCCUAUCGUUGCCCCGCCCCCAAAUUUAAUUUUUACCCUAACCAGCGGCAGGUUUACAGUACCAACCUGCCCUCCACCCGAGUUUCUCCUCGCCACCUGCUGAGCCGGAAGUCACCAGGGUCAAUGGGCACUGGGUCUGUACCCAACAGGUUUCAAACAGAUAUGAAAACUCAUCCGUAUCAACCCAGUUGGACACCAGCUCAGAAUAAGUCUGUAAACCUCGUUGAAGUUGAGAUGGUUCAGAGUCGCAUCAAACAGCUCUUGCAGAAAUACCGCAGUGGGGUCUGGCUGUCAAAAAUCUCUCAGCUUUACAAAGAGAUGUUCAAGGAAGAGCUGCACAUGCACAAAGAUCUGGAGACCUGGACACACAUCUGCACUGUUGAGAAACCGGGCAGCAAUAACAUAGGUGACCGGCUGGUGUAUUCUGUCCUGGAACCUUUCCCAAAAGCCAGCACUCCGCUUACUGCCAGAGUAAAACAACCGACACCUGCCCAGCAAACAACUCACAGCCUUAAGACUCUUUCCAUUGACAUUCCUCCAUUAGCUCAGAAACCCCACCCUCCCUUGAGCCCAACAUCUCCCAACUCCAGCAGGCUUGAAUUUUCUCUUCUUGAAACGUCCAGCACUUCCAUGCACUCGCUCAUAACUCCUCCCACGACCCCGCCCUUUAACCAACCUCUCGCUCCAGAGAUCAAGCAGAAACUACGACAGUUGCUCAAAACAUACUGCCAGGGCUUGUGGGCUCAUGGAGUUCCUCAGCUGUUCCUGGAUGCAUUUGGGUGUGAGUUUCCACAGUACGCUUUGGAGAAUCUGUCUUUGGUGGCAGAUACAUGCAUGGUUGAAUACCCCAUGCCAGAUAAUCGGAAGAGAGCAAUACUGUAUGCGCUGCCAUCUCAUGUUGACACACAGCCGCGCCCACGGCCACGUCCUCUGCUUCUAACAUGCUCCGGCAACCCACACGUGCCUCCUCUGACCAUGCCAACAGGAGAGUAUCUGUCAGUUUUGGUGAUGGAGAUCAAUAGCACUGACAGUGUUGUUUUCAGGUUUGUGGGCGAGGGCUACUCCAAAGCUCUGGAGAAUAUGGAAGAGGCCAUGCUUCAGUUUUACAAUAGCAUUGGUGCUGGACUUUGUAUCCUUUCUCCUAAAAUUGGACAACUGGUGGCAGUUGCUGUAGAAGAGGAUGCAAUACUGAGAGCUCAGAUCCACCAAGUCACAGAAGACAACGUGAAGGUGUACUGUGUGGAUCAUGGGUUCUCUGAGGUGGUCAGCCGAAAAAAGCUACUACAGCCAAGCGACCAGUUUCUCACUCUUCCCUUCCAGGCAACCAUUUGCCAACUCGCAGGUCUGGAGCCGUUUAGUACUGAUGCGGUCGUUCUGAAGACUCUGGAGUCAACAGCUGUCGGUCGUACACUGUUAGCCGAGAUUGUGGAGCGUGAGGACACGCCCCUCAUUGUGCUGUAUGACACGUCUCAAAAUGAAGAUGUCAAUGUGAAUGCUGUCUGUUUGAAGGCUCUGCAUGAUAAAUCGAUGGAGAAUCCUCUACAGGUAAACAGCGUGUACACAAAUGUGUGCGUGACAAACGUGUGCUCGGAUGGCAGUAUUUAUUGUCAGUUGCCUUCGCGGGGCCGGGCCAAACUCAAAGACAUCAUGGACAAGAUUGAGACGCAUUUCAUCUCUCAGCUAACAUGGGAGCUGCUGGUGUCAAAGCCGUUUUGCGGGAAGGUGUGUCUGGCUAAAAACAAAGGCAAAUGGGCAAGAGCAGAGAUCACAAACCUUCAUGGGAGUCAAGUGUUAGACAUCAUGUUCUUGGAUUUAGGACUUCCUGCUUCGCUGGAGGUUAGCGAACUUCGAGAGAUCCCGCCCAUCUUCCUCAGAGAGCUCAUCACCAUACCACCACAGGCUAUCAAGUGUUUUCUGGCAGAUCUGAACACAGAUGGGAAUGUUUGGCCUCCUGAAGCUGUUUUGUGGUUGAGAGAGACGGUCCUCAACAAAGCCCCCUGCUGCAUGAAGUUUGUUAAGCUUGAUGAGACCAGAACAGUGCACAUCUACCUGUUCAGUGGUGAUGGAGCUCAUGACCUUCAGAGCAGCAUUAACCAUCAGCUGGCCUCCUGUCCAUUCUGGCAUCAGAAUUUCUACCUUAACCGGUUCUCUAAGGCUCCUGAGCCUUCCUUGGUUGAGAUGUGGGAUCCACCCUGUUUACAGUCUAAGGCCCUCACAAUGCCCUCUAAGCUGGAGCUACCCCAGGUGGGGCAAAACAUGGAUGUGUUUGUGUCGGUCGCGUGCCACCCCGGACACUUUGUGCUGCAGCUGUGGCAGGAUCUGUACAAGCUGGUGGUGCUUAUGGGAGAGAUGAUCCUGUACUACAACAAACAGGAAGUGACCCAAAUCGAUAUCCAGAAAAACUGCGUCUACGCUGCCAAGAUCGACAACAAUUGGCAUCGUGUUUUGGUAAAGGGCAUCCUGGCCAAUGGCUUGGUGUCUGUGUACGAGUUGGAUUAUGGGAAGUACGAGUUGAUAAACUAUUCUCAUCUUCAGCCACUCAUCGAUGAGUUUAGACAGCUUCCAUUCCAGGGCAUAUCUGCUCAGCUGGCAGGUGUGAAGCAGGGGGUCUGGUGCGAGGAAGCUGCUAUGGUGUUCCGAAACCAUGUGGAGAAGAAACCGCUGGUGGCCCAGAUCGAGUCGGUCGAACAGGGGGUGUGGCCCUGGGAGUGCAAAAUCUCCGUCUUCCUUGUUGACACCACACAGGAAAACAAUGACGUCUGGAUCCAUAAUAUCAUGGUGGAGUUUUUAGAAGAGCUCAGCAGAGCUCCUUGACUCUCAUCUCCUUGAGAUGAGUGCUGUAGGCCAAAACACUAAAGAAAUCACUACAUCUUGUAAUUCUUGAUGUUUAUUUGCGAUAAAGGUAUGUCUAAAUUGCGCGUUUUCUGAAUACUUAUGUGCUUGUAUUUGUUUUUUUACAUGUGUUAAAAAAACUGAUUUCAAUGUCAUAUAUUGUUCCAAGUGCCAUUGGAAAGGAUUGUUUUACCAUUUUCCUGUUACGAUCAGAUAAAUAUCCAUAUUACAGUUCUCGGAUUAACUCCAUAAUGCCGAACAACUUUUGCGUCUUUGCAGUAAGGUCAUUUCUUAUGUAAAUAUUUUGGGGAUUUGUUUGUUUUUUUGUUGUGUUUGAAACACAUUUUUGCAUAUACAUCUUAUUUUGCACCUUGGUUUGUUUGCGUUGUGCGUUUUUUAGAAGAGGAAAUGGCCAAAUUGUAC